GAUAAACUAUUAAAAAUUAUGUUUAUUAAAACUUAACGAUUUUUCAUGUUUGAAAAUUCUUUUAUUAUUAAAAUUUGAUGUUUUAUUCAUAUUUCAAGUUUAAUCGUUAUUAAUUCAAAUUUUGUACAGAUAAUUAUAAUGAAUCCUGACUCUGAUGAUAACCGAAUGAUAAUCGGCGAACCAUUGGCCAACAUAAAUAAAUUAAAGACUUCUGAAAACAUGAACAUUAGUGUCGCAUUCAAAGAAAUUGUUAAUAAAAACUCUCCUAAAUUUACAGAACUUUGUGAUGUAGUUAAUAAUACUUUUGAUGGUAUUGUUAAUUGUGUAAGUCUUGAAGAAUUCAAACAUUUGCUUUGUGAAAUUUCAUUUUUAAAAAAUAAAAAUAAUGUUACAAGACUUUUUUCUACUUUGAAAACAAACAUUUAUAGUACCAUGAAUAAACAAUUCGAAGAAAUAACUCAAGAUGAAAACUUGGCAGAAUUAUUUUCUAACAAAAAAUCAUUAACUGAAAUGGAAGCUGAGAAGUAUGUUAUAGAUGACGAUUCUUUAGAAAUCAUUGCCUUAGAAGAGUCUUUGAGCAAACUUGAUAAAAAAAUUAAUGAAUUAGAAGAAACUAAUGAGAUUUUAUUUAAUCAAGGAAAAUUUAACAAACAAUGUUAUAAUCAAUUAGUUGAUAGAAUAGAUAAUCUUAUGAAAAAUUGUGAAACUAAAUAUGGAGAUUUUGAACAACAAACAGAUCUCAUAAGGAAAGAAUUUGCCAAUUUAUUAAAAGACAUUUGAAAAUUAAUUUUAUUAAUAAAUUGUUUUAUUUAAACAAUUAAUUUUAUAUGUAAAACAUUAUAAACGAUUAAUUAAAUUAAUAUUUUUAUUGAUAAGUAAUUUUUACUAUUGAUUUAAUGAAUUUAUCUUUUACAAAUAAAUUAUUUAUCUUUAUUA
Molecule: messenger RNA, 936 nt
Organism: Daktulosphaira vitifoliae (grape phylloxera)
Lineage: Eukaryota; Metazoa; Arthropoda; Insecta; Hemiptera; Phylloxeridae
Exons: 3
Coding region: 139-780 (213 amino acids)
Source: RefSeq, a predicted model, not a curated record